AUGAUGAGUCUAAAACAUCAAGAAAUAAAGGGAACUUUAUGGAGAUGCUCGAAUGGUACAGAAAGAAGGAUCCUAAGGCUGCACUUGUGACUGGUGAAAAUGCUCCAGGGAAUAAUCAAAUGAGUAGUCCAAUGGUUCAGAAAGAUUUGGCUAGGGCUUGUGCAGAGGAGACAAGUGAGUUAAUUAAAAGUGAAAUAGGAGAUCGUUGUUUUGCGGUUCUUGUCGACGAGGCUCGUGAUGCAUCUAUUAAGGAACAAAUGGCUGUGGUUGUGAGGUUUGUCAAUGAUAAAGGAAGUGUGAUUGAGAGGUUUCUUGGCAUUGAACAUGUAGCUGACACCACAUCAACUUCACUAAAAGAAGCAUUGGAUACUAUGCUUAGAAGAUAUGGUCUAUCUAUUUCCAAGAUUAGAGGGCAAGGAUAUGAUGGAGCUUCAAAUAUGAGAGGACAAUUUCAUGGGUUACAAAGACUGGUAUUGAACGAAAACCCAUAUGCCUUUUACAUCCAUUGUUUUGCUCAUCAAUUGCAGCUUGUGGUAGUUUCUGUAGCCAAGUGUUGUGGCUCAACUUUUGAUUUCUUCAAUUAUGUCACUUCAAUCGUCAAUGUUGUUAGUGCUUCUUGCAAGAGGAAAGAUCAACUCCUUCAAAGUCAUCAUGAUAAGCUUGUUGAGCAGUUAGAUAGUAGUGCUAUUUUUUCUGGGAGAGGGAAAAACCAAGAAACUAGUCUUGCUAGGCCUGGUGAUACACGGUGGGGUACACAUCACAAAACAUUGGCACGUCUUAUGAUCAUGUGGUCCUCUGUACUGGAGGUAUUGGAGAAUAUUAGUGAAGAUGGAACUGAUGGGGAAAAAAAACUACAGCCUCUGGAUUGA
Messenger RNA from Setaria italica (foxtail millet), 869 nucleotides. RefSeq names its product zinc finger MYM-type protein 1-like. The coding region runs from base 39 to 869 and encodes 276 amino acids. Lineage: Eukaryota; Viridiplantae; Streptophyta; Magnoliopsida; Poales; Poaceae. The record is from RefSeq and is a predicted model, not a curated record. The transcript is spliced from 2 exons.